This is a messenger RNA of Amoebophrya sp. A25, 4430 nucleotides long. The record is from the annotation of a GenBank genome assembly. NCBI's taxonomy places the organism in Eukaryota, Dinophyceae, Syndiniales, Amoebophryaceae.
AGGUGGCAGUACUGUGAUUUUUUAUAUUUUGGAUUAAAUGUUCAUGUUCUUCUCGGGGCAGCAAUGGACUCACUUUGUACUAUCUGGAUAAAAUAAGUUUGAAAAAAUGAUGUACACUCAGUAGUACAAAACCUCCAGCUGAGUUCUCGAAAGGGCCACUACUUUUCUCGAGGAUUACCCGGGGUUUUAGCCGACGAGAAAGAUGCCGCCUGCAGCCGGAGAUAAGGAUCUGGCGAAAUUAAACGAGGAUGAGACGCUUGCCGGCGCGAACUUUGAUGGCGAACACGCGAAGUUGGUAUCCGGUUCUUCUCCCUCUCCUGAAAUAUCAAUUGAAACUUCUCCCCAUCCCUGUCCUGUUGCAGUGAUGCUGCUGUCGUCUUCAGGGACUUCUGUUUCAUCUCACUAAUGAUUGAGGAUAGUCAUUUGGAUUGCACACAUGACACGUUGACGUCUUCUAAAAUGAUUGGGAAGAAGGUGUCUUGUUUUACCUCUACCUGUACAACCAGAUUGAUAAAGAAGAAGAUCUUUUUUAUGUGACGAGCUGCUCGUUCGCUCACAACUUGUUGUGCCAGGGAUUGAAGAAUGACAGUUCCUCGGAAUAUAUUUUAUCGCCACGACGUCGCCCCACCCUCACCGGGACGUCACACACGGCUACAACUUUCCAUCCUCGCCAAACAGCUUGCGCGCGCUGCUUACAGCGACAAGUUGUUGAAGCCAGAAAAUGCGGCAGAUUUUCCCUUGGUGGAGUUCAUCGAGCACCAAAUGGGUGCUCGUGCGAACGACGACGAUGGUGCGGGGACGGACAGGACACACCCUUCGUGGUUGCGGGACCAAUCGACUUUGAUCGUUGGAGCCACACGAGUGCUCGACUUAAAGCAGGAGGUGAACGAUCGCAACGUUCAAGACAACUACGAAAAUAUGCGACAGAAUUACGAGUUCCAAUCCGGGGGAGCGGCAGCGAAAGAGAAAAAAGACGUACUUUCUUCAGCUUAUAUAUUGGAUUAUUAGGGAUACGGAUAGAGAUAUGAUAGAUAUCCAUAUCCUCAUCAUCACCUUCAUCAGAGCUUCUUGGCGUGGUUGUUGUUUUUGAGGAUCACGACACUAAUAUUUCAACUUUUUAGGGACCAACUCGGGGACAACGAAAAUUAGACGAAGAUGUGCCGGACGACGCUAUCCUCGAUGCGGCACCCGUUACUCUAGACUGGAGCAACCUGCGAAACCAAGCAAAAAUAAACGACAUCACUCUUGCUCCGGAUAUUGUGGUACAUCUUCAUGAUCAUGUAAAUCAUGUUGGUGUUACAACAAAUAUUCAGUACAUCAUACUCUAACUGUAACUCGUACAUGAUGAUAGAACUAGCAAUAGAGCCGUGUAGUUGUUGAACAAAGAAAGAAAAAUAUGUAGACGUUGGAGAAGAAUAACGCGGAUGCGGGAUCGGGAAAAAGGUAUCCCUCUAUGCUUGCAACCCCCUCACAACAGCCCCUCGGUCGCAAAAAGAACGAAUUGGACGUGCUAGAGAACGAAGUUGGUCGUGAGGAGGGACUCGAUGUGAUGAUGGUCCUGUCAGAUAUGGCGGGCGCAGCCGGAGAUGAUUUAGACUUUGGAGCAUUCGAGGUGGAGGAGGACUCCUUUCCCGAGGCAGGUGGUGACCUCGAUCAACAAAGCGCUAAGAUGUCAAGACCGGACUCGCCGAUUCGAAACUCUGAUCGUGGGGUAAAAAUUCUUUUGCUUGGCGAAAAUUUUUAAGUGUAACUUUCAAAUCAUCAUCGUUCUCAGUGAAAAUUUUUCUGCUUAGUCAUCUUUCCUAGAAUCUAAUAGAAAGGAACAUAUCAGGCGGGGGCAGCGGGUGGUGCAGGAGACUUAGACCCAGACCCGUUUGAUGGAGGAGGCGGCGACUUUCAUCUUAGCGAGGACCCCUUCGCAGAGGAUCCUCCUGGCAAAUCAGAUCGCUUAUUGCCACCCGCGACACCGCGAAAGGAGGAGCAGCAACCAUCUGGGCAAGUCCCGGGCGCACCGGGCGCGGAGUCCAAACUUGGUUUUGGCGAACACUUACUCACGUCAGGUUUAGAAGGGGGAGUAGGAAACGCUAGCUUCAUUGGUCAGGCAAGCAACAUGCAGUUUGUGGGAGGUGGUGUGCCUGGGCUGGGUGCAGCUGCAUCCUCAUUCAGUGCGGGGCUUUCGAGUGUUUUUCCAGGACCAGGAACGUCGGGUCCAGCGGACCCUAAUGCACUGAUGUCUAGACUCGCAGCGGGUGGUCCCGGUGGCGCUUUGGGAUCCGACCUUUCGGUACCGCAACCCCAACGGAUUACGAAAAAGCGCGCUUUCAUGACACUGAACCAAGAGGACCGAAUUCGGCGGAUCUACGCUGACCAACUCACGACCAGGGCAAAUAAACCCGGCACUUCGACGAGUACAAAAAUGUAUACUUAAAUGUAAGUAAAUUGGAGAAGACGUCGUCGUGUCACUCUCCCGCAUUUUGUCGUCCUUCUCGUUUGAGUUUGACUGUGGCAACUUAUAAUAAUUUUUGUGCUGAAAAAGAAGAUCAAGAUUUUCUAAUUUCGAUGAUUCACGUCCACGACUGUAGAUUUUCUAAUGUCGAUGAUUCACGUCCAUCACGUCCACGACUGUAGGUGAGUCGGCGCGGACCGUUUUAAGCGGAGAGGAAAUGAGGGGGUGGAGCAAGAAAAGGCGGAAGUUUACGCUUCCCAUUAACGAUUCUAUCCUGAACGAGUUUCACCAUCUUGGCUUUCCGAAAGGCGGCCGGUCUCAAUUUUCGCUGUUGAUACACCAUCACCUUGCGGAAGACAUGAUCUUCCACCAGACCCGUCGGCUUUGGCAACAGCAGAACGGUAUUGUGCCGUCGGGUGGUAGAGGAGCGGCUGUAGGAGCAGUGGCAGCCCAAAGGUUCGCCAUGAAACCUUUCAUUCCAGCUGCAGCACUUGCAGAGGAACAGGAGUCGGCUAACCGGAAGCGAGCGCGACAAGACGAACAAGAAGAGGAGUUUGCAGGUGUGCGCGGAACGUCACCAAAACAUAUGGAAGAUUCUUUGGUACGUGAAUCCUAGAAGUUAUACUCAUGAAAGUUCUAGAUUCUAGAAGAUGUAGUUCUUACUGUGCAAGCUACUACCUAGAAACUUUUAGCAACUGCAAGUGCAACGUCAACGACGGUCUAUUUUACCUCUCUUCUAACAAUAACUUCAACAACGAGGACAUGUCACCCGCGGCGCGGGUUUCAUUUGGAGGUGCAGAUGGUUUUAGUCCAGCAGCCGGCUCUUCCCUUGGAGGAGGUUUCGGGUUCUCGCCUGGUGGCAGAGACGCUCGCUCCCCACCUGCUUUACAGAAGAAAGCCACGAUGCAUGCAGUUGUCGCGAUUGAGGCGGCGGAUGAGGAAGGCGAAGCGGUUGUAGGCUACUCCGCGAGAACAGAGAAGAUGCACUGCUAUAUCAGCCAGAAACUGAAAAGCGCGGCAGCAACGGCGAAUUUGCUGGAUAACUCGUCAGAGGGCGAAGGCGAAACUAGAACUACUACGACCAAGAAGACGUCGAAAAAGAAGAAAGGGCCACAGGUGUCGUACCGAAGUUUGUGCCGUGAAGAACGCUUCGAGCACAUGCAAGAGAAGAGAAAGGCAAUAGCGGGAUGUUUUUUCGAGAUGCUAGUGCUGAAAACGCACAGUGUCAUCGACGUUGAGCAGGCGACACCAUUCGGAGAUAUCAUCGUGUCACACGGCAAGAACUGGACCGAAGACCCUGAAGUCGAGGCGCCAAAACCAAAGCAAGCAGGUGGCAAGAAGAAGAAAGAAAAGCCUUCGUCACCACUGCAGAAGGCGUUUAAGACGUAGCUGAUUUUUUCCAUAGGAUUCUGAAAUAAUGACGGCGGUAAUGAUAAUUCUAGGAUGAACAAAGUAAUAAGUACACUUAAUACUUCUCAAUGUCUAUGCCAAUCAAGGACCUGGCACUCUUGAUGAUGAUUUUCAAAGUACUUACUUACUUUUCUUUGACACGCAGAUUUUUUUUCGUUUUGGUUUUCUGUCUGAAUAUAUAUAUCUUCAUCAGUACGCCGCACCUACACCGAGCAAUUGAUUCAACAUCCUCCAGGGUCAGAGGAUAACACGCUUGUGUGAUAGGGUGGUAGUAAGUUCUUCGUAUGUCAUUUGGUUGUGUCCCAGAUUUGCGGUCCCAUUUUAUUAUCCCAUGAUAGAAUAUAUUGAUAUCUACUCCCCAUUCGUUCGUACCAUACGACGCUUCUUUUUCUAAACACACAAUCACAGGAAAAGAAGUAGUCGUGGCUCAACCUAGACGUCUUAUUGAAGAGCCUUCUCGUUGCCUUUCUUUACUGUAGAAUUUGUACACAAGAAGUACUCAGACACCACACUUCUUCACUGGUCCGUCGCACAAGCAGUCCGCGGAUCCUUCUCGUCCUUCGCGUUAUUUGAC